AUGUUAUCUUAUUUUGUUCUCUUUAUAGUUUCUGCUACCGCUGCCAAUUAUGUUGCUCAAAUGAAUAUGCUUCCAAUGCUUAAUGGGGCAAAUUUCAAGCUGUGGAAAGAGAAUGUGGAAAUUGUUCUCGGCUGCAUGGAUCUCGACAAUGCGCUAAGGACUGAGAAAUCCACUUCUACUCAGAAAAAUCCAAACACGGAUAAAAUUGAGAAGUGGGAACGCUCAAAUCGCAUGUGUCUGAUGAUCAUGAAACGUUCCGUUCCGGAGGCAUUUAGGGGCUCGAUUAUUGAGACUACUGAUGCCAAGUUGUUUCUGAAGGAACUCGAGCAAUACUUUGCUCGAAAUGAAAAGGCUGAAAUUGGUCAAACCUUGUCCAAACUCAUAAACAUGAGGGUUGCCUGUGGAGUCGACCGCCAAGUGAUGUUGAGAGAUACAUCUUUGUGGGCGAUGGCAAGAAGUUCUUUGAUUGAUAAUCUUUACAUGUUUGAUACUGUUUCUACUGAUAAUGAAAUAUUGCACUCGAGUGCAAAUGGUACAAAGCGAAAGUUAAAAGAGAAUUCUGCCAUUCUGUAG
Messenger RNA from Gastrolobium bilobum, 573 nucleotides. RefSeq lists its product as uncharacterized. The record is from RefSeq and is a predicted model, not a curated record. Lineage: Eukaryota; Viridiplantae; Streptophyta; Magnoliopsida; Fabales; Fabaceae. The transcript has 3 exons. The coding region runs from base 1 to 573 and encodes 190 amino acids.